Messenger RNA from Anarrhichthys ocellatus (wolf-eel), 5844 nucleotides. It is a transcript of the gene tecpr1b, whose product is annotated as tectonin beta-propeller repeat containing 1b. The record is from RefSeq and is a predicted model, not a curated record. Lineage: Eukaryota; Metazoa; Chordata; Actinopteri; Perciformes; Anarhichadidae. Gene Ontology annotation, cellular component: membrane. Bases 1275 to 5006 code for a protein of 1243 amino acids. The transcript is spliced from 25 exons.
UUAACCGGACAGGAAAGGUUUCAUAAAAUGUAAAUACUUAAGUACAUUAAAAGUUCCUACAACCCUACCUGGGGGUCUGUAGUGUACACAGUACGUGAGUAAAUGUACUUCCACUGAUGUCAAACAUCAGUGUUAAUUAGUUUGUAUUUUCCUUUCAUCCAGGUCGAGCUGUUGGUUUGUGAUGGAAUAUUCCAAACUGUAGCCAAACACGUAAAACCAACCUCGCGCCUCAGUAAUUCAUUAGACGCUGAAUAAAUUAUUGAAAUAUACGCGUCAAUCAGCGGGUGUCGGAAAAAAGAAAAAAAAGAAAAGAAAGAAUACCAGGAGCUCAUCUUGUUCCACCAAUAGGAGGAAGAGAUCCCACACUCCCUGCAGAGCUUCAGCCAAUCAGAGCGACACUUCCUCCAUUUCCUGUUGUGGUCUCGGGAGUUAGUCGGGAGCAUUCCUCCGGUCCCGGAAUGUAAAUUAAAUACCGCAGCCGGAAUAUGCAUGAAUGACUCUACUCGUCGUCUCCAAAAGGUGUUGCUCGCGACAGAGCCUCGUCUCACGGAGCCUCGGAGAUGGCAGGUAUCGGCUGUUGCACCUGAUGUCACGUUGCGUGUGUUGAUACUCCCUUGACAACCGCGGAUCGGACACCUAUAUCCAGGUGACGUUAGGGUGCUCUGUGUGCGCGCGCGCGCGUGUGUAUGUGUGUGUAUUUGUGUGUAAAGAUACACUGCAGGCUUUAAGGUAGGUUAAAUUCAUUACAGGAAAUUGCAGUCUAAUGAAACAUAAAACGAUGUAAGGUGAUAGGCUACGUUUACUCUUUUUGGUUCCGUCUUUUUUAAUUAGAGAAUAAAGUUCAAGCGGCUGGUUGAGAUCACAUGACCUAAUAUUACAUUUCAUGUAAAUAAACCGCAUAAAGGCCUGUUUGAUUGUAUAGUGGCAGUCGAGGCAUCAUAGUGACUGUCAAUACUGUAGGAUUAGUAUCAAUCGAGUGUCAAGCUAAAUGGCUGGAAUAAACGCCAAACUUCCGGUCAGAAAUUUCAAGUUAAAAGCCCAUUGCCACGCUUUAGUGGUUACUAAAAAACAAAUAAUCUAAAAUGAAUCCCACAAAAGAAUUAAAAAAAAAAUAGAAGAUUGGGAAUAUUUUGUGAUCAAAGUUAAAAUGUUAGACUAAAGUCAGAAUUCAAGACAAUAGUCCAAACUUUGAGAGUAAAGUUGGAAUAUAAUAAUAGACAAUAACCACAUAAUUCUGAUGAUAUGACACAUCUCAUUACAUAAACAUGUAGCUCAUGCACACUACUAGACUGGGGAAACAACAGUCCUUAUUCAAGGAUAAAUGUAAAUGUAAAUGUAGCCUCUACUCAAGGUUGUGUCUCUUCAGGAUAUCAAUGACGCUCAAGUGCACAAGAGUCAUACAAUAUAUACCAGACCGCUUGGAAAGAGGAGUGCUGUCUUGCUGUCUCCGUUCAGGGGCCACCAUGCCCAUCACGCUGCUGUGGGCCGUGGAUGUGUACGGCAGGGUGUCCAGCCUUUCCACAGCUGGCCAGCGCUGGGAGCGUGCAGAUGACAAGCUGCUGGAGCUGAAGCGUGUCACUGCGGGGAAGGGCCGCUGCUGGGGCAUCGGCUGCGACCACCACGUUUACCUCAACAUGAUGCCCAGCGAGACCUCCAUCCGCUACCGGGAGGAGACUUAUGAAAACCAGAGGUGGAACCCGGUGGACAGCUUCACUGACACACUGCUGCCCACCGACCGCUGGCCGUGGAGCGACGUGACCGGGAUGAAUCCUCUACCGCUCCACAGCUUUGAGCUGCCCUCCCGCAGCUGGGAGUGGGAGGGAGACUGGUAUGUGGAUCAGAGUUGUGGAGAACCCAACCAGACUGGGGGCUGGGAGUAUGCGGUCGACUUCCCCGCUAACUUCUCCCCGGACAAGAAGUGGAACUCUUGUGUCCGUCGCAGGCGGUGGAUCCGCUACAGGAGAUACACAGCACAAGGCACCUGGGCAAAGAUCCCCCUGGACUAUCCAAGGAAGCCGCCGCUGCCGCUCUGUGACAUAAGCUGCGGUGGUUGGGAGAUGAGUGACCAGUCUGGAAGGUAUCCCAACCUCUGGGGCGUGUCCCAACAAGGAGAGGUGUGGUUCAGGGAGGGUAUCCACCCUCGGGUCCCAGAGGGCUCCGGAUGGGAGGAAAUAGAAGUGCCCAAGGAGGUGGCUCAGCUAUCGGCUGGCCCCGGGGACCUCCUGUGGGCAUUACUGUGGGAUGGGAACCUGCUGGUCCGUACUGGCCUCAGCCUGGACAGCCCGACUGGCACAUCGUGGGUAGAGCUGGAAUCACCAGGAAAGGAGAUUGAAGCGCUUCAUGUGGCCGUUGGAGUCAGUGUGGUCUGGGUGGUCACUAAAGACUACAAGGUGUGGUUCAGGCGUGGCGUGAACUCCCACAACCCCUGUGGCUCCGGCUGGAUCAGCAUCGGAGGGGAGAUGAUGGUGGUGGAUGUAGGACUCAACGAACAGGUGUGGGCGGUAGGUGAGGACCGAGGCCUGUAUUUCAGAAUGGGUGUGACGUUGUCUGAACCAAGCGGGAGCGGCUGGAUUCCUGUUUCUGCCCAAUGGGGGAAUAGUAAAGAGGUUAUCCCACCCAGGAAGGAGAGUGAGAUUGGUGACCAGCUGGCUGAGGCCUUAAAAAGCUCCCUUCUGAGCUGCACUGACUCCGACUCAGAGUUAGGUCCUCCUGAUCCACAGAACGGCACUAAAGACUUCCCAGUCCUGGAGGCAGCAGCCCCCUCUGUUCUCCCUUUAGGGGGAGUGGACACACCUACACCUCCCCUGAAAACAGAGGACCCUCCCUCGGCCUUACAACAGGAUGCCCCCAAACCAUUUAUCCCUGCAAGCGACAGCUUCAUCAACAGCCUGGUGUCAGACCGGGACAAAACCUCCACUCCCCAACUCCCCAUCACAGAGGUACCGCAGGAAGAAGUCGAGGAGCCGUCCCCAGCUCCGAUACUCCCGACCCCGGAGACGGCGGGACACGACGUCCCCUGGAUGAAUGUGGAUUUGGAGGGAGCCGAAGCAGCCCGAUGUGCACAGGCCUCGUCGGGCGCCCUGGGGACUCUGGAGACCUCUCAUGGUGUUGGAGUAGAGGACGCACCGGUGUGGACCUGGGUCUCUGGUGGAGGCUGCGAUGUGGACGCAAGUUCACAGAUCAGCUGGCUUAGUCCCACAGGUCCUCUCACCAGCUCCCUGUCUCUGACUCCAGUCCAGUCAGCAGCGUGGAGCGAACAGCAGCAGCAGCAGCAGCAGCAGAACAGAGAGGAGAUCAGCAAGAAGCCGCUGGAGAGAAGCCACUCGGUGUGGGUGCGUAAAGGUGCGUUGCGCUGGUGGAGAGACUGGAAGCCUCAGCGCUGGGUGGAUGUGAGUGUUGCUCUCGAGCAGUCCACCAAGUCUGACGGCGGGAAGGACAGCAUUUUCUUUGUCUACUACACACAGUAUGAUGAGAAAAAGUACGUUCAUGUGUUUGUACAUGAAGUGACAGCGCUGGUUCCAGUGUUCAUGGACUGCCACUAUGCCUUUGCUGUGUACACCACCCAAAGGACCAAACAGAGGUGGCCCCUGGUUCUGGCAGCACAAACUGAAAAGGACAUGAAUGACUGGUUGUGCCUGUUGUCUGACUGUUGCUGUGAGUGUCGAGGGAUCACAGGACCCCCGUCCAGACAGGCCCUGUGGUCCACGACCUCAAAGGGAGACAUCAUGGUCCACGAGCCGUCCUUCUCUCUGGAAGCUCCCGCACACACACUGGCCUGUGACCUCAUGUUCUGGCGGCAGGUCCCGGGUCACCUGCGCUGUGUAGAGUCUAACAGUCUGGGGCUGGUGUGGGGCGUCGGGUGGGACGGCACCGCCUGGGUCUACAGCGGGCACAAUGGGCAACAGCCCACCCCGGGAGAUGCAGUUCAGAUGCACCAGCAGACUGAUGUGAGGAGUGUCCAUGUGUAUGAGAACCAAAGGUGGAACCCUAUGACGGGAUAUACAGACAAAGGACUUCCUACUGACCGGCCUAUGUGGAGCGAUGAGAGCGGACUGAAGGAGUGCACCAAAGGAAACACACACCCGCCCUCCCCUCAGUGGUCCUGGGUGUCAGAGUGGGCUGUGGACUACAGCGUCCCUGGAGGGACAGACAAAGAAGGCUGGCAGUAUGCUGCAGACUUCCCCACGACGUUUCAUGGCCACAAAACCAUGAAAGACUUUGUCAGGCGCAGAAGAUGGACCAGGAAGUGUAAGAUCACAUUGAGAGGUCCGUGGCAGCAGGUCCCACCCAUCCGUCUGACGGACAUCUGUCUGAUGCCAUGCCUGGCCCAGAGCAGGAUGGAGCAGGUCCCCGUCUGGGCCCUCAGCGACAAGGGAGACGUCCUGUGUCGUCUGGGUGUCAGCCCCCAAAAUCCUGCAGGCAGCUCCUGGCUGCACGUGGGCACAGACCAGCCCUUCAAGUCCAUCUCUAUCGGCGGAGCAAACCAGGUGUGGGCCAUCGCAAAGGACGGAGCGGUGUUCUACAGAGGGUCCGUCUCCCCACAAAACCCCGCAGGAGAAUGCUGGUACCACAUCCCGUCUCCCCCCAGGCAGACUCUCAGACAGCUGUCUGUUGGGAGGACCUCUGUCUUUGCUGUGGAUGAAAACAGUAACUUGUGGAUCAGACAGGGCCUCACCCCCAGCUACCCUCAGGGCUCAGCCUGGGAGCUCAUCUCUAACAACGUCACCAAGGUUUCUGUGGGACCGCUAGACCAGGUGUGGAUCAUAGCAGAGGGAGUUCCAUGCUUCCCGGCUGAGACUCCUGGAGCUGUUUGCCACAGGCUGGGGGUGGGACCCAUGCAGCCCAAGGGCCAGUCCUGGGACUAUGGUAUAGGGGGAGGAUGGGAGCACAUCAGUGUGAGGGGGAACUCAGCAGAGGCUCCUCGCGCCCCCCAUCCUCCUCCUGUCGGAGCCCCACGCAGCCCGCUGCCCCCCACACAGGUGAACGGGAACGCUGUGGGCGUGUAGCGCCAUCCCUCCUCCUCCUCCGCCCUGUUUGUGCCUGGAUCCACAUUUGUCUCCUCAGACCAUUCCCACGGGCUCUUAUUAUCCCUUCAUGUAAAGGGAAUGCACAAUCACACUCCUGAUCGAUGGAUGAAUGUUACUUCCUGGCUUGUUUCCCAGGCAGGAAGUAAUGCAGGAUGCAGUGGUGACCAAACAAGAGAAAGGGAGCACAAAGAGCAUUUAAUGGAUCUUGACGUGUUGUGGGAUAAAAAUGUAAAAGUGAGUGCACGUGUUUGAUCUAACUAGGCUUUGGCUAUUGGGUGUUUUGGGAUCUAGCAAUAGCUUUUAUUCGUCUAUAUACGGUAUCCUGUGAAAACCUCAGAGGGUGGGACUCUUCGAUAAAGGGCUAAGGCUUGGCUACUACACUAACUCGUCUUCAAACACACAAUCCCACAGUAGCCGAAAUUGUCUCGGUUACUAAAAUCUUGUUUUGUUGUUUGUUUUUGCCUGUUAUACUUUUGCAUGUGCUUUCAAUUAUUUAUUUAUUUAUUUAUUAUGCUUUUGUUGAAUUUUGUUUCUCCAUAUGUUUUGGCCUAUUAUAUGUUUGCAAUGGAGUGUUUUUAAUAUUGAAGGCUUUUUAAAAACAAAUCUUCAUACUUCACAAUGCGUUCUUAACUCGCAGAGUAACCUGGGAAAUUCCAUCUACAUUGAAAGAUGUCGCCGCUCUCUAUCCUCCUGCAAUAAAGCUCUUCCUGUUAGUAUCAUAUCCAUCUACAUAACUGCGACUGUUGUAAUUUCACAGCAGCUCUGAAACGUUACCUUCCAAGGGCAUUGAAAUGUGAAAUAAAAGUCUAAAAAUAUU